AGAGAGAGAGAGAGAGAAUCGAAAUUCCAUUUUUUUCCUUCUUGAAAAAGAGACGAAAUCAAUCAAUCGAUCAAAGUGCUUUUAAUCGCCAAACCGAUGAAACGAAGCUGUGGAAUGGAAUGUGUUAUAGUGAUGACGCGAUCUUCGACUCGGUGAUUUAAGAUUCAGAAGCUCAGAUUUUUUUCUGUUUUUUUUUCUCGAAGCUCUGUUUUUUUUUUUUAAUUGGAUUAUCUUCGUAAUAAGAAAUAAGAAAAAAAUGAACGGUGGUGCUGCUUCCUCCGCGGCAACUAGUGGUCCUCCUCCGUCUCUAGAGUGGAGAUUCUCUCAGGUCUUCGGCGAGCGAACAGCAGGAGAAGAAGUCCAUGAAGUUGACAUCAUUUCAGCCAUUGAAUUUGAUAAGAGUGGUGACCAUCUUGCAACUGGUGACCGUGGGGGUCGAGUAGUUCUUUUUGAGAGAACGGAUACUAAAGAUCAUGGUGGAUCCAGGAGGGAUGCUGAGGAGAUGGAUUACACAGUUAGGCAUCCUGAGUUUCGAUAUAAAACAGAGUUUCAGAGUCAUGAACCUGAGUUUGACUAUCUCAAGAGUUUGGAAAUAGAGGAGAAAAUCAACAAAAUCAGAUGGUGUCAGCCAGCAAAUGGUGCAUUGUUUCUGCUUUCCACAAAUGAUAAAACCAUCAAAUACUGGAAGGUACAAGAGAAGAAGAUCAAGAAAAUUUCUGAAAUGAAUAUUGAUCAAUCAAAUGAUCGAGGUUCAAGUAGCCCUGCUCCAAUAAUUGCUAAUGGAUAUACGGAUAAACCAGAAGGCUACCUAAGCAAGGACUAUCCUUUCCCGCCAGGAGGCAUUCCAUCUCUGCGUUUACCUGUGGUAGUGACUAGCCUGGAGACAAGCCUUGUGGCUAGAUGCCGAAGAGUGUAUGCGCAUGCUCAUGACUACCAUAUUAAUUCAAUCUCAAAUAGCAGCGAUGGAGAAACCUUCAUUUCGGCUGAUGAUUUGCGAGUAAAUCUCUGGAAUUUGGAAGUCAGCAACCAGAGUUUCAAUAUUGUUGAUGUUAAGCCCACAAACAUGGAGGACUUAACUGCUCUGUGUGAUUCUCAUACUAAAUUGUUUGAAGAACCGGAAGCACCUGGUUCAAGAUCAUUUUUCACAGAGAUAAUUGCCUCAAUUUCAGAUAUUAAAUUCUCAAAGAAUGGGAGAUACAUACUUAGUCGGGAUUACAUGACCCUUAAGUUGUGGGACAUAAACAUGGAUUCUGGUCCAGUUGCAUCUUACCAGGUUCAUGAACAUCUGCGACCCAGGCUGUGUGAUCUAUAUGAAAAUGACUCCAUCUUUGAUAAAUUCGAGUGUUGUCUGAGUGGUGAUGGAUCGAGGGUAGCAACAGGCUCUUACAGCAAUCUAUUCCGCGUAUUUGGAGCGUCUCAAGGAAGUACUGAAGCUGCAACGUUGGAAGCUAGCAAAAACCCGAUGAGGAGGCAAAUCCAGACACCUGCAAGAUCUUCCAGAUCUAUGACAAGCGUGGUUAGACGAGGAUCAGAGAGUCCUGGAUCAGAUGCGAACGGGAACGCACACGAUUUCACAACUAAGUUGCUGCAUAUGGCUUGGCACCCAACAGAGAACUCCAUUGCUUGUGCAGCAGCCAACAGCUUGUAUAUGUAUUAUGCAUGA
Messenger RNA from Eruca vesicaria subsp. sativa (arugula), 1663 nucleotides. The record is from the annotation of a GenBank genome assembly. Lineage: Eukaryota; Viridiplantae; Streptophyta; Magnoliopsida; Brassicales; Brassicaceae.